Symbiodinium natans is the source of this 1785-nucleotide messenger RNA. The record is from the annotation of a GenBank genome assembly. NCBI's taxonomy places the organism in Eukaryota, Dinophyceae, Suessiales, Symbiodiniaceae.
AUGGGCCGGCCACGGCGGCAGUUUGCUUACAAGCGCCUGGAAGACCACGCAGUCCCCGGCCAGCUUUCUACCGUAGAUCCGUGCGCCGACUUGCGUGCGGCCGUGCGGUCAUGGGAGGAGAAAACCAAUACAAAGGUGGGCGACUUGCGCGCCCCCGAACUGACGCCGAAAGGGCAAUGGAUGACAACAGGAUGUUGUCAUAGAUGCACCGGCUGCCACGCAAGGGAUGGCCGUUUGUCUGCUGGCGACUGUGUCGGAGAUCCGAGGCCUCUCCGAGCUAGCGCCGAUGGCCGCUUUGCAGGCUACACAGCUGAGGAUCGAGAUGCGGUUCUGCGCGAAGCAGACGGUCUGGCAGCUCGGGGCUUGCCAGUGACGCCGGCGGCCGUCGCCAUGUGCUUGGCGCCGGAGAAGCGCAUGCAGCCGCAGCAUCUGAGUUCAAUUUUGCGCAAGCGCCGAUUGCAAGUGGGAGCUGCCACGAAAUACUUUUUGGAUUCGCAGCCUCAGUUCGAAGCUUGGGCUGCCGCACGGUCCGAUCCCAGCUCCAUAGUCCAUGUGGUUGACCAUUCCACGAGACCGCACUUCUCGUGGAAGAUGCUGGUUCCGAAGUUCUGGGAGGAGCUCGAGGCCCUUCUGCCCGAGACACUCCGGAACCCUGUGCCUCGAUUGGUUGGCAAAUAUUUUUCUUCUGAAGCCGUGAGUAAGAUCGCAACCAUUGCUGAUGUUCUUUACUGUUGUGCCCUUGUCAUGUCUCAGGCAUGGUGUGUCACGACUGACACAACGUACAAGUUGAACCACAUGAACAUUUCCGUCACCAUGAUUUGCGUCGUGGCGAAGAAGUCCGUGGCCGCUCUGUUUGUCCCUCCAGCCCGGCAGCGAGACGCAGCACAGCUACGCUGGGCUCGCUUCUGCGCUGGCCGACGAGGUCACAAUUGGAAAAAGUGCAGCUGCAGCGACAGCAGCCGCGCCGGCCCAGCCUCGAUCCACCGCCGGCGCGAGGACGUGCCGGAACGGGACGUGGCCGCGGCAGGAGACUCGAAGGCAGAAGGCGCCGCCACAUCUGUGCACAUUGCCGCUGCCGGUGUGGACAGCGAAGAGUGGUGCAGCUACUUCAAGGAGCAAUACCUGUUCAAGAAGAGAGUCAAUGAUGAAGAUCUCUGGGCCGCCAGCUGGCAUUCUGGCUCGAAGAUCAUGAGCGGGCAUCCUGCCUCCCAGCAGAGUGGCUCGGCCUUUCGUUGCAGUCGCACUACUUUCUCUUUUCUUUUUUCGUGCAUGUCCAAUGCGUGUUUCCGGCUAUGUGCAGGCAUCGAGAUGAUGUGGCGGAAGUUCAAGCGCUUCAUCAAGUCAACAGGUCCAUUGAAGACGCACAUGUCUCUAGCGGAUGCUUGCGAAAGGGCGAUGAGUAUUUUUUCCGCUCCGCUCUCUCCUGGCGAAGAGCGGACUGACCGCGCGAAGCAUUCGCUGCUUGCGCCUCCUGGACACAUCGCCUUGGAUGCACCAUCGGGCCCCGACGGCUGGAUGCUGAAUAGCACUGGCACGACAGUGAGGCGAACUGGCGGUCGCCAGUUCUGGAUCCCGUCGAUUCCAACGAUUCUUCACAAGGCUUCCUUAGCUGGUGGAGCAGCUGCUCCACGUGCGGUUCAUGGCGACCACACCUUCGUUUGCAUAACCAUCGGCAAGCCCACCAAGGUGCCAGUCGACGUGAUGAACAACAUGAUCACCCAGGUGAAAUGCAGGACCACCCAGGCUCAGCUCAUAGGUUUGCAAUUUCUUGCCAAGACAGAGUAA